This is a messenger RNA of Miscanthus lutarioriparius, 894 nucleotides long. The record is from the annotation of a GenBank genome assembly. NCBI's taxonomy places the organism in Eukaryota, Viridiplantae, Streptophyta, Magnoliopsida, Poales, Poaceae.
AUGGGCUUGCUCUGCUUCUGGCUGCUUGUUCUGUGCCUCCCUCCUAUGGAUUCCUUUGAGCUCCCUCGGCGGGACUCCUCGAGAGAUGCGGACAUUGAAAUGGGAAUGCAUCAGGCUGAUGCUUCAGACAACUUAAAAGAUUUCUUGAAGAAGGUCGAUGCAAUUGAGAGUUUAAUUGCAAAGCUGACAAAUCUAUUGAAUAAGCUCCAGACUGCAAAUGAGGAAUCCAAAGCAGUUACAAAAGCAAGUUCCAUGAAAGCAAUUAAGCAGAGGAUGGAGAAAGAUAUUGAUGAAGUGGGGAAAAUUGCUCGUCAGGCAAAGACAAAAGUUGAUGAACUGGAAAAAGAUAACUUAUCGAAUAGGCAAAAACCAGGAUGUGGAAAGGGUUCUGCCGUGGACCGAUCAAGAGAGCAAACUACUGGAGCAGUGAAAAAGAAAUUGAAGGAGCGGAUGGAUGAUUUUCAGACCUUGAGAGAAGCAAUCAGGCAAGAGUAUCGGGAGGUUGUUGAAAGAAGGGUUUUUACUGUAACUGGUAAUCGCCCUGAUGAAGAGACAAUUGAUGACUUGAUAGAGACCGGAAAAAUACUGGACACAGUUGCAGAAAUACAGGAGCGACAUGAUGCUGUAAGGGAUCUAGAGAGGAAGCUUUUGGAGUUGCAACAGAUAUUCAUGGACAUGGCAGUUCUUGUUGAGGCUCAAGGAGACAUGAUCAACAACAUCGAGACACAUGUCUCGAACGCCACCAAUCACAUACAGCAUGGCGUGACCGCACUCCAGAAUGCGAAGAAACUGCAGAAGAAUUCGAGGAAGUGGAUGUGCUAUGCCAUCAUCCUACUGCUGGUGAUAGUGGUGGUCAUUGUCGUCGCAGUCAUCCAGCCAUGGAAGAAGGGCUAG